AUGGGAACAUAUGAUAAAAAGAAGAAGUAUCAUAGCUCAAGCGAACAAUCCAAUCGAGAGGAGAAUAGUUCCUCCGAUGAUGAAAUGGUAAAGAGGAAGAAGUUGAGUGAAAGGAGAAGAUAUAUGAUGAAGGAACAUAGGCACGAUGUUGAAAAUGUGAUCAGUAGAAGAAGAAGGAGAAGAAGACAAGAAGAAAGUGUCGAAAGUGAGAAGAGAAGGAGGAAAAGAAGAAUGGUGGAUAGCAGCGAGGAGGAAGAAGAGGGAGAAGAAGAGGAUGAUGAAGAGGAUGAUGAAGAGGAAGAGGACGAUGAUGAUGAAGAGGACGAUGAUGAUGAUGAAGAGGACGAGGAGGAGGAAAGUGAAAGCGAUGAUAGCAGUGAUAGUGGCAACAGCCGAAGAAGUAGUAGUAGUGUACACCACAAUCGGGAGAAGCGUGAAAAAAGGAUGAAACACAAAAAGAGAAUAAUCAAACCAGAUGAUCAUGGUGAGAGAUAUUCCAACAGUAGUAGUGAUGAUAAUGGGAACCAUGACAAAGAGAGGAGAAGAAGAAGAAGAAGUAGAAGGAGAAAAAGAAGUAGAGGAGAAAGUCCAGAAAUUUUAAAAUCAAAACGUGAUAUAGUUAGAGACGAAUACAAACUUAAGGGUAUAUCAUAUAGAAAUGUAGAAAUACGUAUGAGAAGCAGAAAUAGAUAUAAGAGUCCAGAAAGAAGUGUUGAAGAGGAAAGUGAUCAAAGAGAGAAACAAAUUGAAAAGAGGAGGAGGAGGAGGAGAAGGAUGUUGAAGAGGGAUGAGGAGGAGGAAAGGGAAUACGAUGAAUCAGAAGAGGAUGAACAAAACAGUAGCGGCAAUAGAAGAGGUAAUAGCAACAACAGCAGUAAUAGUAGUAAUAGGAGCAAUAGUAGUAAUAGGAGCAAUAUCAGUAGUAGAAGCAAUAGUAGUAGUAGGAGCAACAGCAGUAGUAGCAGAAAUGAUACUGUACGGAGAAGAUAUAGGGAGCAUAGAGGGCGAAGUAAAAGCAUGCAUAGGAGACGUGAGGAAAGGAGAAGCAUCUUGGAUAAGAGAAGUGUCUUCGAAGGACAUAUUAGAAGAGAUAGGAGAAGGAGCAGUGAGAGAAGACAAAUCGAGCUGAGGAGGAGGAGGAGGAUGGGGAGAAGUAGAUCAAGGAGAGGAAGAAGCAGAUCAAGGAGAGGGAGAAGUAGAUCAAGGAGAGGAAGAAGUAGAUCAAGGAGAGGAAGAAGUAGAUCAAGGAGAGGGAGAAGUAGAUCAAGGAGAGGGAGAAGUAGAUCAAGGAGAGGGAGAAGUAGCUCAAGGAGGAGAGAACGAGAUCGUCACAAAACAUACAAAUUUGAUUCACCACCGGAGUCUGCUGAUGAAGGAGAGAGAAAAAAAAAGGCAAAAAAUAACUUUUCGUCAAGCGUUCAAAAUAUGCAAGUGGGAACUGGUGGUGAAGAACAGUUAUGUAGUGCUAACAGAGGUGGUAACAACGAGGGUACUAGUAAUAAUAAUAAUACGAAUAAUAAUGCUACUACUAAAGCUAAUAAUGAUAGUAGCAAUGAUAUCAACAGUAAUGAUUACAUCAGUAGUAACCACAUCGGUAGUAACCACAUCGGUAGUAACCACGUCGGUAGUAACCACAUCAGUAAUGACAACUGUAACAACAGCAACAUUAAUAAUAGAAUCUGUAAUGGAGGAACUCCGCAGACGAAAACCGAUUUUGCCAGGAACCAGAGCUCCAAUUCCAGCAAUAUUGAUAAUUUGAUUCAAACCUUGAAUAGCAGCAUAAACGUGGGGAGCAGUAAAACAUCUACACCAAGUAGCAAUCUCUUGAACACUUUAAGUAGCAACUUGAGCACAGGUGUACUCUUAAGUGAUCCUUCAAAGGUCGAAAUAAAUAUUGGAACCCAAGAAGAGAAGAACAAAGAGUUGAACGGUGGGGAAGGAACAGGAACAUCAGGAGUGAAUGUAGAAAUAGUAGGAGGAUUGGCAGGGUUGGGUCUGAAUCAGUCGCAUCUGAAUAUGCUUCUGAACGGACAGCUAAAAUUAAGCAGCCAAUCCUUGCAGGAGCUGUGUAAAAAUGCAGUUGGAAUAAACGAAUUGUGCUUGUCAUCCUUAGAUGCAACGGCGGAAAAAACGGCUAGAGAAUUAUAUGUAGGAAAUAUCCCUCAACAUAUAGAUGUUCAGGAGAUUGUAAAAUUUUUAAAUAUGUGCCUACUGAUUUUGUAUAAUAAAGAGAAUGAGAAUGAAAAUGAAAAUAUAUGUCUGAAGGCAUGUAUCAGAGGAGAUACUCAUUAUGCAUUUGUAGAAUUUCGAAAUUUACAAGAUACAUCUAAUUGUAUGCUUUUAAAUGGAAUAAAUUUUUAUGGUAACAAUUUAAGAAUAGGUAGACCCAAAACUUUCCCCGUUGAACUGACAAGUCUUAUACCACCUGCAACAAUUCCUACGAUAGAUAACUACUAUUUGUCUCAAGGUUUGAUAGGACUAAAAGCUUUUUCUAUAUUUUGUCAAAAUGAAGAAAAAAUGAAAAAUGCUUACUUACCAAUGAAUAUGAUAAAAUUACAAAAAUUGUGUGUGUCUAAUAUAGCCAAAAAUAACGAAACAAGUAAAAUCAAAGAAUUAUUGGAAGCAUUUGGUGAACUUAAAAAUUUUGAAUGUUUCGAAGGAGAUGAGAAUUCAGAUACUUAUAUUUCUCUCGUAGAAUAUGCUACACCUGAAAAUGCUAUACAAGCUCAUAAAAUUUUAAAUCAAAAUACUAGUUACAAAAUUCAGUUUGAGUAUGAAAUUGUAAAUGAUCCUCUUAUCAAUAGUUUGAUUAAGAAGAAAUACAUGAAAUCUGAGAAUUCUAUAAUGUCACAACAAAUCCCAACAAGGGUUGUCGUUCUUAGCAAAAUCGCCACCUUUGAUGAACUUUCAGAUCCUACUGAAUAUAGGGACAUCCUUGAGGAUAUAAAAGCUGAGUGUCAGAAAUUCGGAUCCAUUGUUGAGGUUGAUUUGCCUGUAUUUUCUAAAGAAACUUUUGAUUAUUUAAUGCGUAAGGCGAUUCAGACGGAGGUGCCAGCAGAGGUGACAGCAGAUGUGCCAGCAGAGGUGCCAGCAGAGGUGACAGCAGAGGUGGUAGCAGAUGUGGCAGCAGAGGUGGAAGCAGAUGUAAAAGCAGAUGUGACAGCAGAUGUAAAAGCAGAUGUGACAGCAGAUGUAAAAGCAGAUGUGGAAGCAGAUGUGGAAGCAGAUGUAAAAGCAGAUGUGGAAGCAGAAGCAGACGCAUUUGAAGGCACGUGUGACGAAAGGAGUGAUAGGCGCGAUGAGAAACCAGUGGAAGACGACCUAGCACAUCUGAACUAUGAUCUGACAUCGAUCGGGUGUGCAUUCAUCUAUUUCGAAAACAUUGAGGGAGCGACAAAAGCAAGGAAGGAAUUAAGCGGACGCAAAUUUGGUGCAAGUAUAAUCGAGGCAAAUUAUUAUAGUGAAAAAAAAUUUCUCAUGAAAAAUUUUAAGCAUGUCAAGUACAACUUCAAGAAAAGCCAUUCGUCACUCUUUAAUUUGAAUUUAAAGAUGGGAAAUUUUACCUACUCUGAUUGCUCCGAAGAGGAAUAG
Molecule: messenger RNA, 3591 nt
Organism: Plasmodium gonderi
Lineage: Eukaryota; Apicomplexa; Aconoidasida; Haemosporida; Plasmodiidae
Product: RNA-binding protein
Exons: 1
Coding region: 1-3591 (1196 amino acids)
Cellular component (GO): U2AF complex; U2-type prespliceosome; commitment complex
Molecular function (GO): poly-pyrimidine tract binding; pre-mRNA 3'-splice site binding
Source: RefSeq, a predicted model, not a curated record